AUGCAAUCAGAAUUGUUAGACUCCUCAUACGGCAAAGGAAAUGUUAAGUUCCUUAAAGUUAAAAAGAACCCCCAUAAUUCUAAAGAACAAGACGUAUUAGAAGCAAAUGUCCAGGUGUUAUUGAAGGGUAAUUUUGAUGUUUCAUAUACUAAGGCCGAUAAUGCCCCUAUUGUUCCUACAGAUACUGUUAAGAAUACUAUCUUGAUCGAAGCCAAAACCACUAAUGUGUGGCCGAUUGAAAGGUUUGCGGCCCAUUUGGCGAAACAUUUCACUGAGAAAUAUGCCCAUGUUUCUGGGAUUGAGGUGAGCAUAGUUCAGAGCAAAUGGACCAAAUAUGAGGUGGAUGGUAAGAUCCAUCCACAUUCCUUUAAACAUGAAGGUCCGGAAACGAGAAGAACGUUCCUUACUUAUUGCAGAUCGAAUAAAAAGUUGACAAUUACUUCUUCGAUCAAAGACUUAACUGUUUUAAAAUCCACUGGUUCUAUGUUCUACGGUUAUAACGUUUGUGAUUACACUACAUUGAAGCCUACCAAGGACAGAAUUUUAUCUACUGAUGUAGAUGCAUCUUGGACAUAUGAUCCAAAACAAGUUACAUCUUUGGACCAGGUAUUAACUCAAGCUGAUAAGGGCUUAUUUGACUCUACUUAUGAUAGUGCCAGAAAAGUCACAUUAGACUUGUUUGCCUUGGAAAAUUCUGCAUCUGUUCAAGCUACUAUGUACAAUAUGUCUCAUAAGAUUUUAGAAUUGGUUCCUGAAGUUGGAACCGUUAGCUAUGCCUUGCCUAACAAGCACUAUAUAUUAUUCAACUUGGAAUGGAAGGGUAUCAAACAAAAUGAUGAAUUAUUUUAUCCUUCUCCAGAUCCGAAUGGUCUUAUAAAGAGUACCGUUGGCAGAAAGACCCAGUCCAAGUUAUAG
Debaryomyces hansenii CBS767 is the source of this 915-nucleotide messenger RNA. RefSeq lists its product as uncharacterized. The record is from RefSeq and is a predicted model, not a curated record. Gene Ontology annotation, molecular function: urate oxidase activity. Bases 1 to 915 code for a protein of 304 amino acids. The transcript has a single exon. Gene Ontology annotation, cellular component: peroxisome. Gene Ontology annotation, biological process: purine nucleobase catabolic process; urate catabolic process. NCBI's taxonomy places the organism in Eukaryota, Fungi, Ascomycota, Pichiomycetes, Serinales, Debaryomycetaceae.